CACACUACCCAGCCUUCUUUCUCUCCCUCUCUUUAUACAAUCUGACUCAUAUGACCUUGCAAUAGUUGAGGUUUGAUUUGUGGCGUUAUGGAUCCCUCCUCAACCAGCCAGGACAGCCAGUCUAGUCUUAAGGAACACCUUGUAAACUAGUAUUGUCUGGAGUACAGUACAGCACCCCUGUCUGUUGUUGUCACGGUGCCAGAGGGAGAGCUAGGAGGCUCCUCUUCGCCCCCGUCCGUUUGCCCCCUCCCUGGAGCAUGCAGGAAGGGUGGACAGAGCAGAGCUGAGCUGAGGGAGAGCCUGGAGCCUGGCCCUGCCUAGAGGAGUGGAGGGACUUAGAGGAGCUACACCUGACCAGGCAUACGGAGUAGAGCGAACUGCACAUCCAGCAGUAUGGGGGCAUCUUAUUCAAAGAAGAAGACGUAUAACAUCAACCAACAGCAGCAGCAGCAGCAGUGUGUGAAAAACGGAAAGCACAGGAAUGGCAGAGCGUCAGCCUAUGCGGACCUGCAGUGGGAGCAGCAGCCCAGGCAGGAUGGGAGCCACCCACCUCAGGACUACCCUCACAGGGACCAGCCCCCCGUGGCUGGCUAUGUCCCCCAGCCAGAUUAUGUGGAGGGAGAUGAUGAUCUCAUCAAGCCCAAAAAGCUCCUUAAUCCAGUGAAAGCCUCCAAAAGCCACCAGGAGCUCCACCGAGAGCUGCUCAUGAGUCAGAAACGGAGUGGCGGUGUUGGGAUGGAGUCUAAGCCGGAGCUGCAGCGUGUCUUGGAUGCCAGGAAGAGGGAACAGAUCAUCAAGCAGAGGAAGGAGGAAGAUGAGGCCAGAAAGAAAAUCUCCCCUCUGGAACAAGAGCUCCUCAAGAGGAAGGAGAAGCUAGAAGAGCUGGAGAAGGAGCAGGAAAAAAAACAGGAGACCGUGAGAGCCCCAGAGUUUGUCAAGGUCAAGGAGAACUUGAGACGGACGUCCUUUCACAAUAAUGGAGAGAAAGAGGUGUAGGGACAAACCGGUCCAAGGAUACCGUUGAGUUAGAAUCUGCUGGAGUUUGUACACUUGUGUGUAUUAUGCGCGUGAGUGGACACAGAACAGCUGUGUUGUGUUGCUCUGACUGCACAACUCAAGACAACAGCAAGGAACUUCUACCUACAAGGACUGGUUGGCAAGCCAUGACACAAUGCCUUCACUAACCCACUCAGAGCAGAGACACAGCGGGAGAGACAGAGAGAGACAGAGAAGGAAGGUUGACUCUGCAAUGGGCUACUGUUACAGGGAUAGGUCGAACUGUGUCUGUGAUAUCUCAAUCCAGAGUAACUGACAUGAGAGUGUUAGGGUCAAAAAGGACAACAUGGACUCGGGGGUAGACGUAACAUAGUAAACGUAAUUCCGGGGCACUACAAAUAGUAUGAUAUGUUACGUUUCGUAUGGUAUGAAUUAAUUUGUGGAUGUCCAUCAUCCAUUUCGUAUGAUUAUUACGAAUGACAAUUCAUACGAUAUGUUACAGAUUGCAAUUUGUACAAUAUGCUAAGAAUUUGCUAAACAUAUGACAUGAUACGAAUUCCAAUUUGUUGUCGCUAACGUUAGCUAGGUGGCUAGCGUUAACUAGACUAACGGUUAGGGUUAGGGGUU
This is a messenger RNA of Salvelinus sp. IW2-2015, 1623 nucleotides long. Its product is annotated as protein FAM107B-like. Gene Ontology annotation, biological process: actin filament polymerization; actin filament bundle assembly; regulation of actin cytoskeleton organization. Gene Ontology annotation, cellular component: synapse; stress fiber; neuron projection. Lineage: Eukaryota; Metazoa; Chordata; Actinopteri; Salmoniformes; Salmonidae. The record is from RefSeq and is a predicted model, not a curated record.